GGUACUGACAUGAACAGAAAAAGUUUUCUAUAUUCCUUGGGGUUUCCGGUUUCCCCUCUUUUAACUUGAUGAUGGUCUUAGGACUAUAUUAGAGUCUCCCCUUGCUUGCAUUCAGUCACCCUCUUCCUAAUUCCUUUUUCACUUACUUCAAUUAUAUUGACAAACCCUUCCACAGCUCUCCUUCUCCUCCCUUCAGAUCUUCUCAUCUGUCUAUUCAUAAAUCCCAGCUCUCCUUCUCCUUCCUACAGAUCUUCUCAUCUUUCUACUCUUAAAUCCCAAUGGCCUCGUCUUCCUGUUUGACCCAACAACCCAAAACCUUUGAUGUCUUCUUGAGUUUCAGAGGUGAAGAUACCCGGCAUAGUUUUAUAAGCCAUUUGUAUAUGGCUUUGUCUCAGAGAGGUAUUCACACCUUUAUCGAUAAUGAUCUCCCUAGGGGAGAAGAAAUUUCUGUAGAACUUCUCAAAACUAUUGAGAGCUCAACCACGUCAAUAAUCAUAUUUUCUGAAAAUUAUGCAUUCUCUACUUGGUGUUUGGAAGAGCUUGCUAAGAUUGUUGAGUGUAGAACAAAUAAGCAAUCAGUGCGACCGGUUUUUUACAGAGUGGAUCCAUCAGAAGUUCGUAAGCAAGAAGGAAAGUUUGGGGAAGCAUUAACUAUGCAUGAACAAAAAUUUAUUGAUAAAAAAAAGAUACAAAUGUGGAGGAAAGCUCUAUGUGAAGCAGCCAAUCUCUCUGGUUGGGACUCCAAAAAUAGCCGCGAUGACUCUGAACUUGUCCAAAGCAUUGUUGAAGAUAUCUCAAAGUCUAUUUUAAAUAAGAUGCCAUUAUGGGUUGCUGAGCAUCCAGUUGGAAUAAAUUCUCGCGUAGAGGAUGUUCUAAAAUCUUUAAAUAUUGAAUCAAAUGAUGAUGUUAGAAUAUUAGGGAUUUAUGGCCUUGGUGGAGUAGGCAAAACUACAAUUGCAAAAGCUAUUUAUAAUAGAAUUUCAUAUCAUUUCAAAGCAAAAAUUUUUCUAGAGAAUGUCAGAGAGAAGUCAAUAACAAAAGGCAUAAUCCACUUACAAGAGACACUUCUUUUUGAGAUGUUAAAGAGUAGGAAUUUGAAGGUGCAUAACAUAUCUAGAGGAACCAACAUGAUAAUUGAAAGUCUUUGCUCAAAGAGGGUUCUUAUCAUUCUUGAUGACGUGGGUAAUUUGGAUCAGAUAAAAAAAUUGCUUGGAAAAUGUGAUUGGUUUGCUUCUGGUAGUAGAAUAAUUAUGACAACAAGAGACAAACGCUUGCUAGACACUUUUGGAAAUGGUGUCUCAACCUAUCAAGUUAAGGAAUUAAAUAUAAAUGAAGCUAUUGAACUCUUUAGCAAGCACGCCUUUCGUAGCGACAAACCAAGUGAAAAUUAUUUGAAACUUGUGAACCAAGUUAUAUGCCAUGCUCAAGGCCUUCCACUAGCUCUAGUAGUAAUGGGUACUGAUUUGUAUGGAAGAACUGAACUUGAAUGGGAAAGUGCCUUAAAUAAGUAUGAAAAAAUUCCCAGUAGAGAUAUUCAAAAAAUACUACAAAUAAGUUAUGAUGGAUUAGACGAAACCGAACAACAUAUUUUCCUUGAUAUUGCAUGUUUCUUCAAGGGAUACAAUUAUGAUGAGGUUGUAGAUAUACUAGGCGCUUGCGAUUUAUACCCAGUAUUAGGUAUUAACAAACUUAUUGAGAAGUGUCUUUUGACUAAUAAAGGGAAUACAUUGUGGAUGCAUGACUUGUUACAACAAAUGGGUAGGGAAAUUGUUCGACAAGAAUCACAAGGAAACCCGGGACAACGUAGCAGACUAUGGAAUUAUGAGGAGGCUCUUGAUGUACUAACUGAAAACAUGGGAUCGGAUAAAAUUCGAGGCAUAAUGUUGCGGUUGCCCAAAUCAAAAUCAACAACGGUGCAAUUAGAGGCACAAAUAUUUCAUAAUAUGAAAAAUUUGAGAUUCCUAAUAAUUCAUAAUGUACAUUUCCUUGGAGGUCUUGAAUAUCUUCCCAAUGGAUUAAGACUGCUUGAUUGGGAUACAUAUCCUUUUUCUUCAUUGCCAUCCAGUUUUUGUCCUAAAAAACUAGUUGUGCUCAGAAUGCCUCGUAACCGAAUAAUGGAACCAUUAAUGCAGAUUCGUGCAUUUGAAUUCGUGACACAUGUGGACUUCAGUCGUUGUCCAUUGAUUAGGAAAAUACCUGACUUAUCAAUGUUUCCAAACAUAAAGAAAUUUGAUCUUAGUUGGUGUAAUAAUUUAGUUGAGAUUGAAACCUUCGUGGGUUGUCUUGAUAGGCUUGAAGUGGGGGGCAUCUUGGGGCUUUGCUUUAGCCUUCGAACUCCUCCGACCAGUCGGCUGUCAAAAUAUCUUAGUGAGCCUUACUUUAACUUAAGCUGUCAAAAUCUGUCAUUUGGGAAUUUGAUUGGGCUUAGGGAGUUGCAUAUUGGAACGAGUGCAGACUUAAAUCGGUUAAGUCAUCUUCCAGGUAGCAUCUAUAAUUUACAACAUAUAGAGACACUCCAUCUUUAUGGCAAUUUCAUAUUUGCAAAGGACGUGGAGAUUGAUAGGCAGCCACUGUGCAAUUCUCUGGGAGGCUUUUCCAAAUAUGUUUUUCCAAGCUUGAAAAACCUAGGUCUUUAUUUCUUUUCUAAUCCAUCAGAAUUAGAUUUUAUUUUGAAUUAUUGUUGCCCCGUCACAUUGGAAACAUUAGACAUCUACUAUUGCAAAUCUGUUACCCUCCCAGAAAGCAUAAGCAGAUGUGAGAGAUUACAUUCGCUUCAUAUUGGAUUUGGCAAUGAGCUUCGGGAAAUUCCUAGGCUUCCACGAAGUUUAAGAUAUUUAAAGCUAUCAAAUGGGUUUCCUUUGCUGUGUUCAAUAUCAAUCAUUCAUCGGCUUCGAGAAUGGAUAGGAGGUCCACCAAAUCUACAACCAUGUUUAGGUGUGACAAGCCACAUGUUAAUGGCUCAUUGCAGAAACUAUUUGAGGGCUUCAAUCUUGGUGAUCAGAAUCUUGUUAAGAUCUUCUGUGAAACCUUUCCUCUUCCUCCAUCCAAAAAUUCUCCUAAUAUUAAAUGGAUAGGAGUCCAUGUACAAUGCAUUUGUCCUCAACCUCAAAAAUCCAGUAUCUUCCAUGACAACUAUUGCAUCCAACCCCAAGGCCGUCGAAUUUCAAUGAGAAAUGUGCACCAACGGCUUAGACCAUCUCUUCUCAAAGGUCCAAAUUUUAUCCUGCGUAGACUGUACAAUACCCAGUACCGUAGUACCCUGUGGCCAACCCCAAGUACUUCUCUUCAACCAUUACUAAAAGCAAGAAAAAUCAGCAACAAAAACAGGCCCUUAGUAGCAAGGAGCCGCAAAUGUUUGUGUGGAGCUCAAAUCCGUUGUCGGUGUCCCAAGGAGGUUGGCUCCACAUAUUCAGCAGGACCAGUUUCGGUGCAUUCGAGCAAUUUGGAAAGUCGGAUUAUCUCAAGUGCUAUUAAUGGUGGCGGGUCAUCCACGGUUUCUAAUUCAGGGCUUUCAAUGGAUGUGAAAAAUGGGUCUGACUUGGGUUUGGAAUUUGACUCAACCAUUGGUGAUCAGUAUCCACAGUCAAAGAAAAGGAGAACCCCUUGAUCAAAUUUCGAAGAAACAUGGCAAGGUUGGCACACCCUAGAGGACCAUUGAUGAUGAACAAGGCAGCGGCAUUGGUGAAAUUUAUAGAAAAUGUUAAUGAUUGGCACACUUGGGAGGAUCAUUGUGAUUAAAAAGAGAGAAAAAGAAAACGUUUCUGUUUAAGAUGUUUUCCUUAGAACUCAUUGCUAGACCCUUUCUUUGGUGGAUAUUGGUUAUAUCAUCCUGUGUUUUUAUAUCAUGUCAUAUUUUGCAUUUCUCGUUGGCAUUGAAAUAUUGAUAUUAGUAUUAUGCUUAUAUUGAUCCUGCUGUGGGUAGUGAUAAAUUUCGUUAUGCAAAAGAUUUAUUUAUUUAUUUAUUUUUAUUAUUAUUCUAGAAAGCAUGCUUAAAACAUACAAGAUAGAGUUAUAACUCAUAAGCUACCAAACACCCCACCACCCCAUCUCUUAUUAUGAGUCCUGUCAAACAUAGAUGGACUCUUUUUCCACAAGAGUUUAAUAUAUUUUGAAGAAAUAUGGCCUUUUAGCAUCUCCAAAAUCUAUAUACUAAUGGCCAGUCAACCGUGGUCUGAUUUGCACAAGGAUUAGUAAUAUGUUUAUAGUUUAUUGUAACCUAAGCUAAUUAUGACAUAACUAGUACCUAAUGAUAAUACAUGUUUUGCAAACUUGUCUUUAUUAUGGGAAAAAUUAACACUUUUAAUCCUGCGGCUCAAUAACACAAAAAAAAAAAAAAAAAAGGUAAAAGAAAAGUGUUAUAGAGAAAUGAGUACAGGGUAUUUGGCUUUGCAAAUUCAUGAAUGAUUGGACUUGUCUUGAUAGUCUUUUUUCCUUUUUGAUUGUUUAUGGAAGUAAUUGUAAUUUUUUAAAUUUGUAGCUUUAUAAACUAGAUAAGAUCCAAAGGCAGUAUGACUGAUUUAAAUUAUAUUGGUUAUGUUUUAGCAUUUGGUGAUGUGUAUUUCAAGAAGUAUCAUCUACUUUUAAUGAAUAAAAGCUAAUCACCAAUUAGGUGUUAUAAUGAUAGCCUUGUCCCAGCAAGUUAAGUGCAUUGGUACAGGGUAUUUGGCUUUGCAAAAUGAGUACAGGGUAUUUGGCUUUGCAAAUUCAUCAAAACAUUUCAAAGUAAAGAGAACUUUGAAAUGUUUUGAUGAAUGAAUGGUUAUCUCCAUAAAUAAGAUUAUUGGGACCCAAUAGAUUUAUCAUUCCCGAUAGUGAAUAUUUGAGAAUGAGCUCGACAUCAACAAUGGAUCAUUACCUCAUUGAUUUGUCAUGGACUCGUUGCCAAAGCUUGGACUGAAUAGUCAAGAUGUUUAACGGGACUAAAAUGGUCAAGAUGCUCUCAGGCAUAGAUACAAACAUUUGAGAAUGCAAUAUAAUGACAUAAAAGUUCUUCAAUAGAGUGGGUUAUCUUGGGAUGAAACAGGAGAAAUGGUAACCACUGAGAUUAUGUCUAGGAUUCUUAUACCAAGAUUUCAACAAUGAAGACCCCAAUUUGAUGAUUGAAGGAAUAAGAUUGGUCCUACAUGCAAUGCUCAAGCUUCGACCUGGAUUGUUGCAUCAUGCAGUAGAAGAUUUGGCGUUAUGGGUGGUAAAGAUGUACUAGAAUAUCAAAAUUUAAGCUUAAUGAAGAUUACAUGGAAAUAAAGGAUCUCCCCAGUCAGAAUGGCUUCACUGGUGAUGAAAUUUGCCAAACAGUGACCACCAAUGAUAUCUUUGGAUAACUUAUACCAAGGCUUUGCAACCUCAUGAUGAAAGACUAGAGAGGCCUGUUAAGAGUGUGCGUAGCUCUUGAUAGCUAACAAUUGGUGAUCACUGCUAAAGGGUUUUGGCAAGCUUCUUUUGAGAUGGAGAGGUGGCCAGGGUGGCAUGCCAGCUUUCGUGGUCAAAUCGCAGAUAUUGGAGGAUGCAAGUGUUAUUUGCUGAAGAAGAGAAGACUACCUUGAAGAUUAGAAGUGAUCAUGGAAGACGCUUCUGACUUGUUGAAGUAGGGGAUGUAAGUGUUAUUUGCUGUUCAUAACAGGAUAUAACAAGGUUGACUUGGUGGAUGGAAAAGAUGUUUAGACUUGAAUUGUGGUGACACUUGGAACUUUAGAAGUAGGUAGCUGUCUCAUGCACUGGAUCAUGUGGAACAAUGUUAAUCUGCUUGACAAUCUUUUAAGUGUUUAUAGUCAAUUAGCUCUGUCUUAAGUUGAUAAUAAUCAACAUAGCUAAUUGCCAAUUUCGAAGAGCUGGUAAAACGAGGGGUACAUGUCAAAAUAUAUAUGAAAUCGAAGGAACUGAUCAACUUAUUGGCAUUGAAUGACCUAGUGUAGUUAUUUUGGGUACUAAUGUUAUCUGCCUGCUUUUGUAAAACAUGUAUUAUAACCUAUGAUGAUUGAUAGACGAGGUUAAUGAAAUGAGGGUCAACAUGUAAGACACUAGUUUCUUUGUUUA
Messenger RNA from Quercus robur (English oak), 6033 nucleotides. RefSeq names its product disease resistance protein RPV1-like. Bases 279 to 3074 code for a protein of 931 amino acids. The record is from RefSeq and is a predicted model, not a curated record. Gene Ontology annotation, biological process: signal transduction; defense response. Lineage: Eukaryota; Viridiplantae; Streptophyta; Magnoliopsida; Fagales; Fagaceae. The transcript has 13 exons. Gene Ontology annotation, molecular function: ADP binding.